GCAUCAGUGGUUCACUCAUCGCUGUACAACAGCCAUCAUGCAUCUGAUACGUGUGCAGGUUGCAGUCAUACUCGGAAUUGUUCUUCCUCAGAUAUCCAGCAUCAGCGUCUCACCUGCACCUCCCGACUGCGUGGCUGCUGUGGACGUCUGCAUGUCGGAUUUGUGCGAGAAGGAAAAAGCAUUUAACGGGGAAACGUGUGACGAUGAAGGCUGCCAAAUAAAGGGCUCAUACGCGUGUAACAUGACCAUCCAGUCUGUGCUGGAGAGUUUUCCUUCAAUGCGAGGGUGCGUGUGCUCUUGGCAGGAGGAGCUUUGUGGCUCUAUACAAGCCCUGGCUACACAAUGCCAGAGAAAAGCAGAAUCUGAACAGAAGAGGAGAGCAGCAGACUGGCAGUCAAGCAGUUUAAUUAACUAUGUGUACGAUGGAGCUGGAUCCUGCUUGGACCAGAUUACUGUGUGUGUCAGUGAUGCAGUUUGCAACAGGCACCUGGCACCUGUUCUCCAGGCGUGCCUGGCCCACCCGUGCACCGACCGCUGUCAGGAAGUGGUUCGGCACUUCUAUGGCAGCAUGCCGCACAAUGUCGCUGAGAUGCUGGUGAUGUGUGAGUGUGAGGAUUCAGCCCAGAGCUGUCAGGAGAUGAGGGCUACCCUCCAGAGAGGCCUGUGUGGGGAAAAGAGGCAGGUCUGCCAGGAGGCGGUUAACCAGUGCGUAGGGGACUCUGGCUGCAGAGGGUUGUUGAAAACCUUCCAAGACAAAUGCUGGAAGUCUGAGGAAGCAAAGUGCUCCGACAGCGAGCUGCAAAAGACUGAAUGCUUGACUCUGAUGGAUCCGGCUCUCAUCCUCGGCUCUGAUGCUGAAUGCACGAAGUCCUUCGUGGCAACCGUGGGCACAGCGCUCCACUCGCCUUGUUCAUGCAAAGGAGUGUACGGCGACGACCUCCUGACGUGCAACAGGAUCCACAGCGUGCUUCAUAACAGAUCGCACUUCAAGAUGCCUUGGAAAGGCAGCAAUGGUUCUUCUAAAGCGCCAGAAUUUAUUAAACCUGAGACGAGUAAAUCCUGGCCAGCAGAUUACCUAAUGUACGCCUUAGUAACUGUUCUACUGGUUGGUGUUGUCAUAUUAAUGCCUCUGGCUGUUAUGAGUAAAAUAUGGAUGUUCAGAAGAACAGAUCAAACUAAGUUUCAGCCUGUGGAGAAAAGCAACCUUGUCCUCUGAUCUCAUUAUUAAGUUAGAAUAAUUGUACCAGUAAUAAUUAGCAGAUGCUUAAUAGUUGCCACAUUUUAAUAUUUAAAGUGUUUAUUUUUUGUAGUGACCUUGCAUCAAUUUUUAAGAAAGGAGUGAAAUUGCAGAUUAGUUUUAUUCACUUUUGUAAAGGUAAAUUAUUAAUAUUUAGAAAAGAAAAUCUUUUUAUCUAUCUUCACAUAGACACUAAACUAAUUUUGCUUUAGGUCAUCAUUUGUCUGUUUGUAAUUGAGUUAUUUGUGUUCUCUGUGGCAGAAACAAAGGUGAGCAGGGCGAUAAACAAAUAAUCUAUAUAACCAAGCAUCAAAUGUAUGCUACAUGUAAGAUUCUGUAUGUCCACAUACAGUAAAUCCAGUGAAUAGUAAUUUAAAUUAUCAAAUGAAUCAAAUGUGACAGAAGGUCAACACUCUUAAGGCACUUGGGUGACAUGUGUCUUAAAGGUUCUGUUCUGUCUCAUGACACUAAUAGUGACAAGCCUAUUAGCAAAACACAAAACCUGAGAGGAAUCAGACAGGAAGUAUCAGAUAAAACAUCAUGUCAGUGACCACCGUAGACUAAACCAUUUCCCUUCUGGGGGUUGUCUACAUGAGCAGGAGGUGACCAGUUGCCACUAGUAGUCAGCUCAAGAACGACUGCUGCCUUCAAUAACUUGUUUCAGUAUCUUAGGAGGAUGUUGAUUUCCUUCAAUCAUCCCAAUGUGAUUCAAAGCAACACUGUUCAUCUGAAUGUUUAUCUUCAGCUUUGGUGCAUUGAUUACUGGAUGGCUGUCAUCCAAUUUCCACUGUCUACAAGUGGAUCUAUGAACACAGACAAAACACUCCUCCAAGCCACUGAGGACGUUUCAAUAAAACAUUCUUCAAUGGCUGUUUGAAUUUGUGAUAAUUGAAGAUGUGGCAACAUAAUUAUCACAUUUUUAUCAGGAUUCUGAUUGGACUGAUUUUACACCAGCAACUGAUUUUACACAUAGAAAUAAAAAUCAAAAUCUGCUGCAAUA
Betta splendens (Siamese fighting fish) is the source of this 2237-nucleotide messenger RNA. It is a transcript of the gene gfral, whose product is annotated as GDNF family receptor alpha like. Lineage: Eukaryota; Metazoa; Chordata; Actinopteri; Anabantiformes; Osphronemidae. Gene Ontology annotation, cellular component: signaling receptor complex; external side of plasma membrane. Gene Ontology annotation, molecular function: signaling receptor activity. The transcript has 9 exons. The coding region runs from base 38 to 1216 and encodes 392 amino acids. The record is from RefSeq and is a predicted model, not a curated record. Gene Ontology annotation, biological process: nervous system development.